AUGGUGAACGUGAACCACCGAGACGAGUCCAGGCAGACUGCUCUCCACAAAGCUGCAGGGAGAGGCCACGAGCAGGCCGUCGCGCAGCUACUGAGGGCUGGUGCUGACCCCACUCCCCGCGACGACUGGGGGAGGACGCCACUGCACCUGGCAGCCAGGGAGGGUCACGAGCGCGCUCUCGGGUUCCUGCUCAGGGCAGGGGCAGACGUCCAGGCCACCGACAGCUGGGGGAGGACUCCUCUGCACCUGGCUGCGAAGCAAGGGCGUGAGCUCGCUGCCAUGUGGCUCCUCGUCCUGGGGGCGAACUCUGGUGCUGCAGACAACUGGGGCAGGACAGCCCUGCACCUGGCGGCCAAGGAGGGCCACGAGACGACGGUGAAGUGCCUCCUCGAGAUGGACGCCGACCCCAGCGCCCGCGACGGCUGGCAGCGGACUCCCCUCCACCUGGCGGCCAAGAACGGGCACGUGGAGUGCGGCGGUCGCCUGCUGGCUGCAGGGGCUAGCCUCAGAGUCAGUGACAACUGGGGGAGGACCCCUCUGCACCUGGCGGCGAGGGAGGGCGCCGACCAGAGCGUCCGGUGGCUGAUCCGGUACGGUGCCGUUGUCGACGCGAGGGACGAUUGGGAGCGGACGCCGCUUCAUCUGGCAGUCAUAAACAGGAGAGAGGCAGCUGCCGUGUACCUCCUACGCAGGGGAGCUGAUCGUAGAUUGCACGACAGGUGGCAGAGUACACCUGAGGACUUGGCCAACGGAGAUGAAACCUUUGCUCUUAUGAUGGUUCUCGUAGAGGAAAAUGAUGAUAUGGAAUUUAUGGACGAUAGCGAACAUGAUUUUGAUGGGGAAGACCCCACUGACUCUUGUUUCAGUUAG
Schistocerca piceifrons (Central American locust) is the source of this 870-nucleotide messenger RNA. Its product is annotated as 26S proteasome non-ATPase regulatory subunit 10-like. Lineage: Eukaryota; Metazoa; Arthropoda; Insecta; Orthoptera; Acrididae. The transcript has a single exon. Gene Ontology annotation, molecular function: protein binding. The record is from RefSeq and is a predicted model, not a curated record. Bases 1 to 870 code for a protein of 289 amino acids.